Caenorhabditis briggsae is the source of this 831-nucleotide messenger RNA. NCBI's taxonomy places the organism in Eukaryota, Metazoa, Nematoda, Chromadorea, Rhabditida, Rhabditidae. The record is from RefSeq and is a predicted model, not a curated record. The transcript has 3 exons. Bases 1 to 831 code for a protein of 276 amino acids.
AUGGUCCUCCAGAAACAAAUACUGGAUGAAAAGACUCCGCAGCAACUAAUCAAGCUAUCCCAAAAAUCUCCAAACGACGCGUCUAUCGUUCGACGAUACGCGAGAGGCAAGAACACUCACAUCAAGCUGAAAAUAUCAAAAGAUGUCGAAAUGACAGUACACCUCGGAGAAUGGAAGCUCACACUUCAAAUGAAUAAAAAGCCAGUGUUUAGUAUAGAAGACGACGGCGACAGCAGAAAAACCAAAAAUCAAGCCAAGAAAUUCCUGAAGCCCAAUCUGGAAAACUGGGAAUUCAGUUCUCCUGACCAAAAUUCUUCCACGGCCACUGCCAGAGUCUCGUUUGCCAGUCAACUUGAAACCAUUGCAACGUUCCAUUUGGAGCUUCUUGCGAGAACAUUUGGAGUCAAAACCAUUGAUUUUGAGUGCAAUCUAGACUACUUGGAAACCGACAACACCAAUCACCAAAUGGCUUCAAAUCUCAGCAUGUUCAUCAUCACAAAGCUUGGCGUACGGUACCGAAAAUUUGUCUGGCCAUCAUUUCCCAUAUUCUACAAAGUAUUGAAACACUUGGUCAAAAAUAACACGGAAUUCCAUGUGACUGUGGCCAAGUUGAAUGGUGUCCAACUUGGAAAACUGAUUGCCACGUGGCAGAGAUCCGGAAGUGCUAAGGAGAUAAGACUGGAAGGGAUUCGCGGAACUAUUGGUGACGUUUUGAAGUGUAUUGAUGUAGCGGAAUAUCAGAAUGGAAUCGUCGAAAUCGAGAGAUUCGACGGCGUCAAAGCGAUUCUAAAAUUGGACGGCGGAAAAUUCUCUCUACAGGUUCACACCUAG